Messenger RNA from Peromyscus eremicus (cactus mouse), 1287 nucleotides. It is a transcript of the gene Pou5f1, whose product is annotated as POU class 5 homeobox 1. Gene Ontology annotation, molecular function: DNA-binding transcription factor activity, RNA polymerase II-specific; RNA polymerase II cis-regulatory region sequence-specific DNA binding. Lineage: Eukaryota; Metazoa; Chordata; Mammalia; Rodentia; Cricetidae. The record is from RefSeq and is a predicted model, not a curated record. Gene Ontology annotation, biological process: regulation of transcription by RNA polymerase II. The coding region runs from base 38 to 1114 and encodes 358 amino acids. The transcript is spliced from 5 exons.
UCCGUCAGGCCCCCGGCUUGGGGUGCCCGCCUUCCCCAUGGCUGGACACCUGGCUUCAGACUUUGCCUUCUCACCCCCACCUGGUGGGGGUGAUGGGCCAGGAGGGCUGGAGCCGGGCUGGGUGGACCCUCGGACCUGGCUGAGCUUCCAAGGGCCUCCAGCUGGGCCUGGAAUCGGGCCCGGGGUCGGACCAGGCUCAGAGGUGUUGGGGCUCUCCCCUUGCCCGCCGCCGUAUGAGUUCUGUGGAGGGGUGGCAUACUGUGGGCCGCAGGUUGGACUAGGUCUAGUGCCCCAAGUUGGCGUGGAGACUUCGCAGCCUGAGGGCCAGGCGGGAGCCGGAGUGGAGAGCAGCUCAGAGCGGGUCUCCCCUGGGCCCUGUACCGCCCGCCCCAGUGCCGUGGUGAAGGUGGAGAAGGUGGAACCAGCUCUCGAGGAGUCCCAGGACCUGAAAGCCCUGCAGAAGGACCUAGAGCAGUUUGCCAAGCUGCUGAAGCAGAAGAGGAUCACCUUGGGGUACACCCAGGCCGACGUAGGGCUCACCCUGGGCGUUCUCUUUGGAAAGGUGUUCAGCCAGACCACCAUCUGCCGCUUUGAGGCCCAGCAGCUCAGCCUCAAGAACAUGUGUAAGCUGCGACCCCUGCUGGAGAAGUGGGUGGAGGAAGCCGAUAACAAUGAGAACCUGCAGGAGAUUUGCAAAGCAGAGACCCUGAUGCAGGCUCGCAAGAGAAAGCGGACGAGCAUUGAGAACCGUGUGCGGGGGAACCUGGAGAACAUGUUUCUGCAGUGCCCCAAGCCCACUCUGCAGCAGAUUAGCGUCAUUGCCAAGCAGCUUGGGCUGGAGAAGGAUGUGGUCCGAGUGUGGUUUUGUAACCGGCGCCAGAAGGGCAAACGGUCAAGCAUCGAAUAUUCCCAACGAGAAGAGUAUGAGGCGGCCGGGUCUCCUUUCCCAGGGGGGCCUGUAUCCUUUCCACGGCCCCCAGGGCCCCAUUUUGGUGCUCCAGGCUAUGGGAGCCCACACUUCACCACACUCUACUCUUCAGUCCCUUUUCCCGAGGGUGAAGCCUUCCCCUCUGUUCCUGUCACUGCUCUGGGCGCUCCCAUGCAUUCAAACUGAGGUGCCAGCCCUGCUGGGGAUGAGGUGAGCUGAGGCGAGGGGGAAAAAGAUAGAGAACCCGGAGCCACCACAGCUUUGGGGUUAAGUUCCUUUACUGAGGAGGGAUCAGAACCACAAAAAGGGCGGGGGGAGAUGAAGUUCAGUGAUGCUGUUGAUCGUGAGCCCAUCACUCA